Molecule: messenger RNA, 2032 nt
Organism: Austrofundulus limnaeus
Lineage: Eukaryota; Metazoa; Chordata; Actinopteri; Cyprinodontiformes; Rivulidae
Product: pleckstrin homology domain-containing family G member 1
Biological process (GO): intracellular signal transduction
Molecular function (GO): small GTPase binding; guanyl-nucleotide exchange factor activity
Source: RefSeq, a predicted model, not a curated record
CACUGUGGAUGCAGGAGAGAGGGAGGGAGAGGCUCAGUCAGAGGAGAUCUUUGGGAAGAGGAGUGCGUUUCAGGAGAAAAAGCAGAACUCCUGGACAGCUCUGAUUCAAAAUGACUGAGACGUCUAAGGAAUAUUUUCUUUCUGCCUAAGCCAUGAAAACCAUUUGGAGCUCUGUGGAUUUAUGUGACCCUCCUGGUUCUGCUUUUGAACUUGCUUUUUGUCACUUUCAAACCCUUCGCUGCUUUCAUUUGUGCUGAAAGCGAAGCCACCAUGCCUACAGACGAUUAUAGCUACCUGCCUGAUGUGUUACCACCUCUUCCUGAAGUCCCGGACUCUGGAUCAGUCCUGAGCUCCGUUGACAUCCACGCCCGCUGCCUUCGCAACCCGGCCUUCCGUCACGCUGCCUCGCGCUACUGCUCGGCCCUCAGCAUGGACUCUUCUCCCGACAGCGUGGACAGACCCAUCAGCUACAGCUCCACUUCCUCCUCCGCCUCCUCCCGGGACAGCCACUGCUCACUGGGCAGCCGGUCCACUCUCGUGGCGGCCCCUCACUGCAACCCCAUCGCCUCGGACCGCGACUCCGGGGCCAUUCGGCUGGAGCUGGUGCCCGCGAGGCAGCUGGGGUGCGAAGAGAAAGACGACAGGAGUGACGGAGGAGGCAAAGGGAGCAAGAGACCGGCUGCAACGGAACAUUCAGAACCCGGGCAGAGCCCAGAGGGCGGAGGGAGGACGGGCCCUGUGCAGGGACCCAGGACGUAUGUGGACCGGGUUGUGCAGGAGAUAAUGGAUACGGAGAGAACCUACGUUCAGGACCUGCGCAGCAUCGUAGAGGACUACUUGGAGUGCAUCAGUAACCAGUCUCGACUGGCCUUGAGCUCCGAGGAUAAAGGUUCACUUUUUGGCAACAUCCGUGACAUCUACCACUUUAACAGAGACUUGCUUCAUGACCUUGAGAAGUGCAAUGCAGACCCUGUGGCCAUAGCAGAGUGCUUCGUGUCCAAGGUCAGUGGCUGUGCUCACCGAGUGCAUGAGGAACAAGGCGUUGGCCAAGUUUUUCCGUGAGCGCCAGGAAUCUCUGAGACACUCCUUACCCCUGGGCUCCUACCUGCUCAAGCCAGUGCAGCGGAUCCUUAAGUACCACCUCCUGUUGCACGAGAUAGCCAACCAUAUGGAGAAGGACACGGAGAUCUACGAGGUCGUGCAGGAAGCCAUCGAAACCAUGCAGAGAGUGGCCUGGCACAUCAACGACAUGAAGAGGAAACACGAGCACGCCGUCAGGCUGCAGGAAAUCCAGAGCCUCCUGACCAACUGGAAGGGCCCCGAUCUGAUCGGCUACGGGGAGCUCGUUCUCGAGGGAACGUUUCGUCUGCAGCGAGCCAAAAACGAAAGAACCCUCUUCCUGUUCGACAAGCUGCUGCUGAUGACCAAAAAACGAGAGGAGACCUACACGUACAAGGCUCACAUCCUGUGCUGCAACCUGAUGCUGGUGGAAGUUAUUCCUAAGGAGCCGCUCAGUUUCAGCGUGUUCCAUUACAAGAACCCCAAGCUGCAGCACACAGUCCAGGCCAAAUCCCAGCAGGACAAGCGCAUGUGGAUCUUACACCUCAAAAGACUCAUACUUGAAAACCAUCCUGCCAAAAUUCCUGCCAAGGCCAAACAAGCCAUUUUGGAAAUGGAUGCAAUACAUCAUCCUGGUUUUCACUACAGCCCUGACAGCAACAAGAAGGACUCUCCUCAAACCAAGGAAGGCCCCACUCCUCGCAGAGGACGCAGGAAAGAGCCCCUCUCCAAACUACUGAAGAAUGCGAGGCAGAACGCCGCCAACGCCGAUGGUGAAAAAAGAAGCAGCUUAGGCGCCAGCCUCCUCUCUCCCGUGUCCCAGCUGGCUCUGGGCACCAUCGGUCGCAGCCGGAGUCUAAUCAACCAAUCACAGGAGUCCCUGGACCCUGGAGACCACUACGACCACAGCGACAGGGAGGAUGGGGAUGAGUCGCAUCAGCAGGACGCGGAUGAUGAGGAUGACAGUGGUUUG